AUGGAUUCUAGUAAAUACAGUGAAAUAAAACUCAGCGACUAUAAAUGGAUAAAUGAGCCAAAAAAAUGGCGAAUCAGUGAUAAAGGCCUUGAAGUGACAACAGAUGAGAAAACAGAUUAUUGGGAAGGCACUUGGUACAAUUUCCAUCAUAAUAAUGGCCAUGUUUACGGAGUACAAAUCAAGGAUGAUUUUACUUUCACGGUUUGCGUUGAAGCGGAGUUCUCUCACCUGUACGACCAAGCAGGUCUCAUGAUAUACUUCGACGACAAACAUUGGCUGAAGGCAGGCAUUGAGUACAAUGAUGGACAACCUAUGAUCAGCAGCGUCCUAACUAACGAGCUCUCAGAUUGGGGCACAGGUGUGUUUAUGGGCAACCCGCGCAAGUUCUACCUGCGGCUGUCGAGGAAAGGCGACGUGGUGUGUGUGAAGUACUCGGCAGACAAGGAGCUGUGGACGCUGCUGAGACUGUGCCCGCUGCCGGGCUGUACGCGCGGCCCCUGUGUGUCAGGUGAUCAUGUCCCUGCUUCAUCUCGUCAUCAUAGCCGUUAUCCUUGUCAGCCAAUUCUAAAUCCUCUGUAUCCGCUGCACCAAGAGUGUCAGCCAAUUCUAAAUCCUCUGUAUCCGCUGCACCAAGAGUGUCAGCCAAUUCUAAAUCCUCUGUAUCCGCUGCACCAAGAGUGUCAGCCAAUUCUAAAUCCUCUGUAUCCGCUGCACCAAGAGUGUCAGCCAAUUCUAAAUCCUCUGUAUCCGCUGCACCAAGAGUGUCAGCCAAUUCUAAAUCCUCUGUAUCCGCUGCACCAAGAGUGUCAGCCAAUUCUAAAUCCUCUGUAUCCGCUGCACCAAGAGUGUCAGCCAAUUCUAAAUCCUCUGUAUCCGCUGCACCAAGAGUGUCAGCCAAUUCUAAAUCCUCUGUAUCCGCUGCACCAAGAGUGUCAGCCUAUUCUAAGUCCUCUGUAUCCGCUGUACCUAGUGUAUCAGCUAAUUCUAAAUUCUCUGUAUCCGCUGUACCUAAAGAGUCAGCUUGUUCUAAAUCCUCCGCAUCCACCGCGCCUAAGAAGCCAAUCUAUUCUAAACCCUCCGAAUCUCCUGUACCUGAAAAAUCUAAAUUUUCCAAAUCCAUUGAGCCCGCUCUAA
This is a messenger RNA of Spodoptera exigua (beet armyworm), 1134 nucleotides long. Lineage: Eukaryota; Metazoa; Arthropoda; Insecta; Lepidoptera; Noctuidae. The record is from the annotation of a GenBank genome assembly.